UUUCCCUCCCGCUCCCACUUCAGUUUCUCGGCCAGCCGCCGCGGUAGCUCACUUGUGCACCUGCCAGGAUUCCGACUCUCCAGCAUCAGAACGGUUUUACGCGAAGAUGAAGGCGUGAGUGGCGGGCGGAAAGAUUCGCAAACAUGGGGCACGCACGCCUGUGGACGGGCUUCUGCGUGUUAGCCCUGCUCGGCCAUUUGGGCAGCACCGGCAGCAGAUAUGGUUGUCUCUUUGAGAAACGCUUAUGCUCACGACAGGAGAUCUGUCACAAUGAUGGCCUCUUUGGCCAAUGUCAGGACCCUUUAAAACAUGACGCUAUUCUCUACGAGGUGUCCAUCCCUGAUCUUCAGAGACUGCAGCAGGUUCUCAAGCAGCUCAUGUUGCAAGGUCUAUCCUGGCAAGAUGACAUCACACAGUACAUCAUCUCCAAGGAGAUGGGCCGACUGCCCCACAUGUCCUCUACAUCUCUACAGAAGGAGGCGGGUCCAGAAAAAAUAUAUCGUAAGAGGGUAUCUUCUGGGAAGCUGAUGUUCCCUGGGGAGAUUUCUCGUCCAAGCUCAGACCAGCUUCCCCCAUACCUAAUCCAGCGUUACUUGGACUACAUGGUGCUAAACUCUCCAGCACAGGUCCCUGUCAGUCAGGAGGGGACUCUGUUGGACCCUUACACAUAUAAAAAGUAUGGCCUUCAGGAGAGUCAGAGGCAGAGAGAAGCUCUCAACGUUGGUUUCCCACGUGCAGUUUCUCCUUCUACUGUCUCCCGGAAUGCUGCCCAUGACCGCAGGCUCCUUGAAGAUCUUCUCAUGCUUUAUCUGUCUGGGGGUCAGGCCUCUCGCCAACAGGGUUCAGCAGCAGCAGUGACAGCGUUCUACCAAGACAGAGACUUCCCAGAUGAUUAUUUUGAAGAUGAUGAGCUGAGCACUAGGAGGCACCUAGCCAAAGAUUAUGGCGAAGUCCCAUCUGUAGAUGGUGAUAUGCAGAGAUUACAGGCUAUCCUGGAUAAGUAUAAUAUAGAUGUCCAUGACCUCAGCGACCAGCAGCUAAUCAGCCUAUCGCAAGUGCUCCAGUUGAUGCCAAUGAAGUCACAAGACUCAACUGCAAAAGAUUCGAUAGAGCACCUUGAGGAUAUAGUGACAGAUAUUAAAAAGGUAGAGGGCACUGAGGGUGACAUGACUCACUUUGGUGGGAAAAAGAAGAUAACUGAGCCCUCUGCAGAUUUGCAGACACCAUUGGCUAGAUCAACACAAGAACCUGGUACAAUUACAGAAGUGGGAAGUGAGUCUGUGGCUGAAACCAAUGGUUAUCCCACAUUAAAAGUGACAGAAGUAAUGAAGAAGAACCCCCAGGAUUCUAGUAUGGAGAAGACAGGGGAUGAGCACCAGAAUCGAGAGGAGUAUGGCUACAUUGUCACUAAUCAGAAACCCCUGAGCCUUUCUGAUGGAAUUCAUUUGCUGGAAACUUUGGCUGAAAGGAUUCACGUAGGCACUAGCACCUUCAUCAAUAUCAGUGUUGUGGGACCAGCUCUGACUUUUCGUGUUCGACAGAACAGUCAGAAUGUGAGCAUUGAUGAUGUGGCCAGCAGAGCAGUUGCAGAGAAAACUUUCUUGGAAUCAGAAACAGGGCUAAAAAUUGUGCAGACUGGCGUGGGAGAGCGAAACGAGGGCCUUGCCUUGCCACAAACUGCAAGAGUUCACGAUUCAUCACAUUGGGUCUCCCUGAUGUUGGUGGGAGUGGCAUGUGUAGGGGGUACUCUUAUUGCAGCUCUAACUAUCGCUUGUGUUAGGCAUCACUCAAGGCAGCUUGGAAGUGGCAAGCUAGGAUUGGGACCUGAGGGAGGCUGUGACACACAUUUUGAGUAUCAGGAUCUGUGCAGACAACACAUGGCAGCCAAAGCUUCAUUCAGUCGACAAGAGGCAGGGGGAACAGACACGUCAAGGGUGAGCAGUGUGUCAUCUCAGUUCAGUGAUGCCCCCCAGGCCAGUCCCAGUUCACACAGCAGUACCCCUUCCUGGUGUGAAGAACCAGCCCAAUCUAACAUGGACAUUUCCACUGGGCAUAUGAUAUUGACCUACAUGGAAGACCACCUCAAGAAUAAAGACCGGCUAAUAAAGGAGUGGGAUGCUCUCUGUGCCUAUCAGGCCGAACCCAGCACAUGCUCAGUAGCUCAGAAUGAGAUUAACAUCAAGAAGAAUCGAAACCCUGACUUUGUACCCUAUGAUCAUUCUCGAGUGAAGCUGAAGCCAGAAAUAAACCCAUCCAGGACUGAUUUCAUCAAUGCAAGCACCAUUAUUGAUCAUGAUCCUCGGAUGCCAGCAUAUAUAGCUACCCAGGGACCACUGUCACACACAAUUGCUGACUUCUGGCAGAUGGUGUGGGAAAAUGGCUGUACUGUCAUUGUCAUGAUGACUCCACUAGUGGAGGAUGGGGAGAAACAGUGUGAUCGCUAUUGGCCAGAUGAAGGCUCCUCUCUUUACCAUAUUUAUGAGGUGAACCUGGUCUCAGAGCACAUCUGGUGUGAAGAUUUUCUUGUGCGCAGUUUCUACCUAAAGAAUGUCCAGUCCCAGGAGACACGAACUCUCACACAGUUUCAUUUCUUGAGCUGGCCAGCUAAGGGCAUUCCAGCCUCUACACGUCCUCUGUUGGAUUUCCGCAGGAAAGUAAAUAAAUGCUACAGGGGCCGAUCCUGUCCGAUAAUCGUACACUGCAGUGAUGGAGCUGGGCGUACUGGAACCUACAUUCUGAUUGAUAUGGUACUCAAUCGCAUGGCAAAGGGAGUUAAGGAGAUCGACAUUGCUGCAACCCUGGAGCACAUUCGUGAUCAGAGGCCUGGCAUGGUGCGCACUAAGGACCAGUUUGAGUUUGCGCUCACAGCUGUCGCAGAGGAGGUGAAUGCCAUUUUGAAAGCCUUGCCACAGUGAAGCCAAUAUGGAGUGGAGGGGGACCCAUGCUGUACAGUCCCAUACAUCCAUCCCAAAGCAUAUCUAUCUUGAUUUCUUUUCUCCAGCCGCCUGAACUCUAAUGGAGGAGUUUGGAGGAAAAUGUUCUGUAAAAUGAAAACAUCCCACUGCAUUUUUUUUUUUUGUUUUAGAUUUCACAAAAUAAGAAUCCAAAUAAGGCUUGUGGUUGUUUUAGGUUGAUUGAUGGAGUACACCAUGAAAUCCACUGCUAAGCUUGGUAGGUUGAUUGAUUGACACAAUGAAACACCUUAACCCCUGCCAGUGCCGUUUACUACUUACGAUGAAGGAGCCUGCUGUGUGCUGAAAUUACUCCAAAAUAUUUAACAUUUACAGUACGAUAUGCAAUUCUAGACACUACAGGUCGUUCUUUGCUCAGUGCCUUGCAGGGUGUCAGGAAGUUUCUGUUGUUGGGGUUUUUUAAAUUUGUUUGGCUUCAUUUUCGAUAAACAACACCCGGAGCCUUUGGGCACGUUGUGUUUCCAGCUCUUGUGACAUUAUACUUGCUUAUUUUUCCAUUUAAUAAAAUAUAACUGGAUUUUUUUUUUAAGCACAUAAAAACAAGUGGAGUGCUCAGAAAACAGCUCAAUGUGUACAGCGAGGGGUGGAUAACCUCUUUAAAAUGUCCAGCUGGCAUUUCUGUGGCACAGUGGGUUAAAUUUACCAGCAGGCACUUUAAUGCUUAAGAGGCUAAGAACUGAAGUUUGGUCAUUUAUUGUAAUCUUAUACUGUCUGAGGAGUCGGGCAAACCGUUAGUUACGUUUGCGCUCUAACAUUAAGGUGAUUGGGCAUAGCUUUGAAAGCAGUGCUUUAUAGUUUGUGUAGUUGAAAUUUUUGGGUGCUUCAAACGUAUUGGUCUGCCUUGAAAGUUCCUUUAGACUGUGUGACAAAACUUCAUUUUUCGCUGACCCCGGAAUUCAGCAUGUUACCCAGUAAAGUCCCUGAUGUGUUGAAGCACACGUGUGUCACAAAUGAGCUUGGUGGUGUGGACGGCAGCCUUGAGCCAUGGGCUUUGAGAGUAAGGCACUGGUGACAUCUUCUCUACCAGCUCAGGUUAGCCCUUUAAGCCUGAUGCGGGUGGACAGUGCUGCUCACGGUAGUGGCAGGUAGUCAAGAAGCCUUUAACUGCAGGCCGCAGCUCUGCCGGUCCUAAAAGCGGCUUGCUUUUUCUUUGCCAAGCAACAGUUUUGACGGCCCCUGAACUCUGGACAUACCAUAACCCUUACAAUUCCACUCCUUCACAUUACAGGACAGCCUCUCCUUAAGGGUGCAGCACUCCUCUAGUGGACAGAAGGCUGACAUUUUCAUUUCUUUAGCUGCUGCCUCUUUCAAGCCGAUUUCUGUACAGAAGUCCCUUUCUCAGCAUGUUAAAUCUAAAACACUGUGGGUGCCAACACUGAGCUGCAGUCUUUGCCCUCCCAACUGGCCCAAGACUGGAUUGCUGACUGUGGUGCCAGUCGAGUAUGUAGAGGUAGUCAGCAGCGGCACAGAUAAUAGAAAACUGAACUGGAGCCAUCCAAAUGGCUGCCCAUCACUUCCCACUUUGUUCAAUCUCAGCUUAACCUUAAAGGCUGCUUCCUUGGUCCCAGGGUCAUUAUUAGUGCUGUGCUCUUCUAAUUAUUGUGGAGGUUAUUAGUGUAGUAUUGCUUGCUGUAUUCCAGUAGCAAACAAAUGGAAAAAUACUUCUAUAAAAAAAUAUAUAUAUAUAUAUUUAUUUUGUAUCUUGAUGUGAAUAAAGUUUAUUUGUGAAGUUGUGCAA
Messenger RNA from Erpetoichthys calabaricus (reedfish), 4710 nucleotides. RefSeq names its product protein tyrosine phosphatase receptor type Na (gene ptprna). The coding region runs from base 144 to 2915 and encodes 923 amino acids. The record is from RefSeq and is a predicted model, not a curated record. Gene Ontology annotation, molecular function: protein tyrosine phosphatase activity. Lineage: Eukaryota; Metazoa; Chordata; Cladistia; Polypteriformes; Polypteridae. Gene Ontology annotation, cellular component: secretory granule. The transcript is spliced from 23 exons. Gene Ontology annotation, biological process: protein dephosphorylation.